GGGGUUGGACCAGGGAAGGCCUUCCGGCGACCCACUUCCGCCGCUGGCUGCUGUCGGGGGCCGGCGCUGCGUCCCGGUCGGUGAAGGAUCCCAAGAUGGCUGGGCGCAAAUUGGCUUUAAAAGCCAUUGACUGGGUAGCUUUCGGGGAAAUUAUACCCCGAAACCAAAAAGCAAUCGCUAACUCCUUGAAGUCGUGGAAUGAGAUUCUCAGCUCCAGGUUGGCUACUCUGCCUGAGAAACCACCAGCUAUCGACUGGGCUUACUACAAGGCCAAUGUGGCCAAGGCAGGCUUGGUGGAUGACUUUGAGAAGAAGUUCAAUGCCCUAAAGAUUCCUAUACCUGAAGAUAAAUACACUGCCCUGGUGGAUGCUGAAGAAAAGGAAGAUGCGAAAAGCUGUGCUGAGUUUGUGGCUCAGUCAAAGAUCAGGAUCCAGGAGUAUGAGAAGCAGAUGGAAAAAUUUAAAAACAUGAUUCCUUUUGAUCAGAUGACGAUAGAGGACUUGAACGAAGCCUUCCCAGACACCAAGCUGGACAAGAAGAAGUACCCCUACUGGCCCCACCAGCCCAUCGAGAACUUGUAAAACCAAGUCUGGGAGGAAGCGCUGAGGGCCCUCACAUCACACACGCUGCAUAGUAAAAAUAAAAGUCAUUACCUAGUCCC
Molecule: messenger RNA, 661 nt
Organism: Perognathus longimembris pacificus (Pacific pocket mouse)
Lineage: Eukaryota; Metazoa; Chordata; Mammalia; Rodentia; Heteromyidae
Gene: Atp5pd
Product: ATP synthase peripheral stalk subunit d
Exons: 6
Coding region: 96-581 (161 amino acids)
Biological process (GO): proton motive force-driven ATP synthesis
Molecular function (GO): proton transmembrane transporter activity
Source: RefSeq, a predicted model, not a curated record